Messenger RNA from Oncorhynchus mykiss (rainbow trout), 8469 nucleotides. Its product is annotated as zinc finger protein 385A-like. NCBI's taxonomy places the organism in Eukaryota, Metazoa, Chordata, Actinopteri, Salmoniformes, Salmonidae. The record is from RefSeq and is a predicted model, not a curated record. Gene Ontology annotation, molecular function: zinc ion binding; nucleic acid binding. Gene Ontology annotation, cellular component: nucleus.
GUGAGGGCGGACGCAAGGCAAGGCAAAGCGAGGGACAGACAGACAGCGUGUGCAGUGGUAGCAGGUGGUAGUAGCAGUCUCCGCUGAGAGAGAGAGAGAGAGAGAGAGAGAGAGAGAGAGAGAGAGAGAGAGAGAGAGACGAGCGGUGAAAAUAAGAAAACAAUUUGGAGCCAUUGUCCCUUCGGAGAGACGGGAGAGACGGGGAAACGAGGGAGCACUGUUAAACGAUAGGAGCAGAGAGAAGGAAAAGCCAGGAUGAUUUUGGGAGGUAUAAACCGUGCAGGGGCGAUGCCUGCGUUCCUGCGGACCCCCACUAUGAUCCAGCCACACCUGGAUAUGAAGCCCUUCCUCCAGUUCCCCAUGGACACAGCUCCACCACAACACAGCAUGGGCCUGUUUCACAACUUCAACACUAUGGACCCAGUGCAGAAGGCGGUGAUCAACCAUACCUUCGGCAUUCCACUGGUGAAAACCAAGAGGCCCAUCAUCUCUUGUAACGUCUGCCAGAUACGCUUCAACUCUGAGAGCCAGGCAGAAGCACACUACAAAGGCAACCGACAUGCACGGAGAGUCAAAGGCAUCGAGACCUCCAAGAGUCGCCCCCAGGAGGGUGACAAGUCGGGCCGACCUGUCUCCCUCACCUCUCCAUCCCUCCCUGGUGAACCCCCUACCUCCGCCCCUGACAUCAGCGACCCCUGUAACCCAGAUGAACCACGCCUCUCUCUGCCACCACUGUUAAACGGGGGGCCUCUCAUGGCCCCGCCUGGGCCCCUACCCCCCCUGCCUCCCCUCUCCACCCACGACUCCCCCCUUGCCUCCUCCGUGUAUCCCAUGCUGACCACCCCCACCCUCACGCCUUCUCCCCUUCUCCCCUCAUCCUCUGACUACCCCGUGGGUUUCAACACCACCAUCCCUGAGCAGAGUGGUGUUCCACUGGCCCCUGUGGCUCCCGGGACCCCAGCCGGCCCAGAGACAGAGGAGGACAAGGUCAAGAAGCUCCUCUACUGCUCACUGUGCAAAGUGUCCGUCAACUCCCUCUCACAGCUGGAGGCUCACAACAAAGGCACCAAACACAAAACUAUCCUGGAGGCUCGCAGUGGGCUGGGUCCUAUCAAGGCGUACCCUCGGCUGGGCCCCAAACCCCCGGGGGAGCUGGGAGGGGGUCCACUGGACCCCAACACUGAGGAACGCACCUUCCACUGUGAGAUCUGCAACGUGAGGGUCAACUCUGAACUGCAACUCAAACAGCACAUAUCUAGUCGAAGGCACCGGGACGGAGUGGCAGGGAAACCUAACCCUCUUCUCAGCCGACACAAGAAGCACAGGGUAGCUGACCUCACGUCCUCUCUGAACUUCUCUAAGGAUCUCUCCAAAUGUUUGGGGGCAGGGCUCUUGCCCAGUCCCUUGGCUGUUGCUGCGGCGAUGGCUGCAGCCGCUUCCUCGAACCACCAAUUGGCUCAGCUUCGUGCUGCAGCAGCGUCUUCGGCCCAGCACCACCCGCAUCACCACCACCACCACCUAUUACAGGGCCCACCUCUCAGCCAUGCCAUCUUAAGACCCGCCCCCGGGCCCAUGCGCACCUCCCACGUGCCAAUCCUCUUCUCUCCUUACUGACUCCACCUCCUCCACCUCGGCCAGUCAGGAGCAGGCACUACAAAAGCACACUGUGAAUAAAUAAAUGUAUAGGGUAAACAAACAAACCAUCGGUAAACAAAGAAACAUGUAGAUGAGAAGAAAUUAAAGGGAAGAGUGCACCUGAAAGAAGGAGAUGGAGUCCCUCGUUUUCCUUUUUCCCUGAGCUAAAACUCUCCUUCCAUCUCAGAGGCUUGUGACUGUGAGUGAUAGACUGAUGGAGAGAGAAGGAGAGAGAGGGCAAUAGGAGGAGAGAUACUCAGUAUGCAUUGGAUGGACUGCAGUAUGCUUGUUCAUCUCUCACCUCUCUCUCCCCACACACUGUGAGAUCCAUCACACUGAUGGCUCUUAUAAAACACACACACACACACACACACACACACACACACACACACACACACACACACACACACACACACACACACACACACACACACACACACACACACACACACACACACACAUACACACACACACACACCUCUAUUGCAACUAACUUUCAGUACAGUAUGUGAUGGGUAUACAUACUCUUUCCUCAUCAUUCUGGUCUUAAGUGUUCUUACUGUACUAUGCACCUCCAAACCAAGAGAAUAAUGUCACUGCAGUAUGUCAGUUCAGAGAGAAUAAUGUCAGUGUAUGUCAGUUCAGAGAGAAUAAUGUCACUGCAGUAUGAAAGUUCAGAGAGAAUAAUGUCACUGCAGUAUGUCAGCACAGAGAGAAUAAUGUCACUGCAGUAUGUCAGUUCAGAGAGAAUAAUGUCACUGCAGUAUGUCAGCACAGAGAGAAUAAUGUCACUGCAGUAUGUCAGUUCAGAGAGAAUAAUGUCACUGCAGUAUGUCAGCACAGAGAGAAUAAUGUCACUGCAGUAUGUCAGUUCAGAGAGAAUAAUGUCACUGCAGUAUGUCAGCACAGAGAGAAUAAUGUCACUGCAGUAUGUCAGUUCAGAGAGACUAAUGUCACUGCAGUAUGUCAGCACAGAGAGAAUAAUGUCACUGCAGUAUGUCAGUUCAGAGAGAAUAAUGUCACUGCAGUAUGUCAGCACAGAGAGAAUAAUGUCACUGCAGUAUGUCAGUUCAGAGAGAAUAAUGUUACUGCAGUAUGUCAGUUCAGAGAGAAUAAUGUUACUGCAGUAUGUCAGUUCAGAGAGAAUAAUGUCACUGCAGUAUGUCAGCACAGAGAGAAUAAUGUCACUGCAGUAUGUCAGAGAGAAUAAUGUCACUGCAGUAUGUCAGCACAGAGAGAAUAAUGUUACUGCAGUAUGUCAGAGAGAAUAAUGUCACUGCAGUAUGUCAGUUCAGAGAGAAUGUCACUGCAGUAUGUCAGUUCAGAGAGAAUGUCACUGCAGUAGGUCAGUACAGAGAGAAUAAUGUUACUGCAGUAUGUCAGUUCAGAGAGAAUAAUGUCAAUGCAGUAGGUCAGCACAGAUAUAAUAAUGUCACUGCAGUAUGUCAGUUCAGAGAGAAUAAUGUCACUGCAGUAUGUCAGUACAGAGAGAAUAAUGUCACUGCAGUAUGUCAGUACAGAGAGAAUAAUGUUGCUGCAGUAUGUCAGCACAGAGAGAAUAAUGUCACUGCAGUAUGUCAGUUCAGAGAGAAUAAUGUCACUGCAGUAUGUCAGAGAGAAUAAUGUCACUGCAGUAUGUCAGCACAGAGAGAAUAAUGUUACUGCAGUAUGUCAGAGAGAAUAAUGUCACUGCAGUAUGUCAGUUCAGAGAGAAUGUCACUGCAGUAUGUCAGUUCAGAGAGAAUGUCACUGCAGUAGGUCAGUACAGAGAGAAUAAUGUUACUGCAGUAUGUCAGUUCAGAGAGAAUAAUGUCAAUGCAGUAGGUCAGCACAGAUAUAAUAAUGUCACUGCAGUAUGUCAGUUCAGAGAGAAUAAUGUCACUGCAGUAUGUCAGUACAGAGAGAAUAAUGUCACUGCAGUAUGUCAGUACAGAGAGAAUAAUGUUGCUGCAGUAUGUCAGCACAGAGAGAAUAAUGUCACUGCAGUAUGUCAGUUCAGAGAGACUAAUGUCACUGCAGUAUGUCAGCACAGAGAGAAUAAUGUCACUGCAGUAUGUCAGUUCAGAGAGAAUAAUGUCACUGCAGUAUGUCAGUUCAGAGAGAAUAAUGUUACUGCAGUAUGUCAGAGAGAAUGUCACUGCAGAAUGUCAGUACAGAGAGAAUAAUGUUGCUGCAGUAUGUCAGCACAGAGAGAAUAAUGUCACUGCAGUAUGUCAGUUCAGAGAGAAUAAUGUCACAGCAGUAUGUCAGAGAGAAUAAGGUUACUACAGUAUGUCAGAGAGAAUAAGGUUACUGCAGUAUGUCAGCACAGAGAGAAUAAUGUUACUGCAGUAUGUCAGCACAGAGAGAAUAAUGUUACUGCAGUAUGUCAGUUCAUAGAGAAUAAUGUCACUGCAGUAUGUCAGCACAGAGAGAAUAAUGUCACUGCAGUAUGUCAGAGAGAAUAAUGUCACUGCAGUAUGUCAGCACAGAGAGAAUAAUGUUACUGCAGUAUGUCAGAGAGAAUAAUGUCACUGCAGUAUGUCAGAGAGAAUAAUGUUACUGCAGUAUGUCAGAGAGAAUAAGGUUACUGCAGUAUGUCAGAGAGAAUAAGGUUACUGCAGUAUGUCAGCACAGAGAGAAUAAUGUCACUGCAGUAUGUCAGAGAGAAUAAUGUUACUGCAGUAUGUCAGCACAGAGAGAAUAAUGUUACUACAGUAUGUCCGCACAGAGAGAAUAAUGUUACUGCAGUAUGUCAGAGAGAAUAAGGUUACUGCAGUAUGUCAGAGAGAAUAAGGUUACUGCAGUAUGUCAGCACAGAGAGAAUAAUGUCACUGCAGUAUGUCAGAGAGAAUAAUGUUACUGCAGUAUGUCAGCACAGAGAGAAUAAUGUCACUGCAGUAUGUCAGCACAGAGAGAAUAAUGUCACUGCAGUAUGUCAGCACAGAGAGAAUAAUGUUACUGCAGUAUGUCAGUUCAGAGAGAAUAAUGUUACUGCAGUAUGUCAGCUCAGAGAGAAUAAUGUCACUGCAGUAUGUCAGUUCAGAGAGAAUAAUGUCACUGCAGUAUGUCAGUUCAGAGAGAAUAAUGUUACUGCAGUAUGUCAGUUCAGAGAGAAUAAUGUUACUGCAGUAUGUCAGCUCAGAGAGAAUAAUGUCACUGCAGUAUGUCAGUUCAGAGAGAAUAAUGUUACUGCAGUAUGUCAGUUCAGAGAGAAUAAUGUCACUGCAGUAUGUCAGCACAGAGAGAAUAAUGUCACUGCAGUAUGUCAGUACAGAGAGAAUAAUGUCACUGCAGUAUGUCAGUUCAGAGAGAAUAAUGUUACUGCAGUAUGUCAGUUCAGAGAGAAUAAUGUCACUGCAGUAUGUCAGUUCAGAGAGAAUAAUGUCACUGCAGUAUGUCAGUUCAGAGAGAAUAAUGUUACUGCAGUAUGUCAGUACAGAGAGAAUAAUGUUACUGCAGUAUGUCAGUUCAGAGAGAAUAAUGUCACUGCAGUAUGUCAGAGAGAAUAAGGUUACUGCAGUAUGUCAGCACAGAGAGAAUAAUGUCACUGCAGUAUGUCAGAGAGAAUAAUGUUACUGCAGUAUGUCAGCACAGAGAGAAUAAUGUCACUGCAGUAUGUCAGCACAGAGAGAAUAAUGUCACUGCAGUAUGUCAGCACAGAGAGAAUAAUGUUACUGCAGUAUGUCAGUUCAGAGAGAAUAAUGUUACUGCAGUAUGUCAGCUCAGAGAGAAUAAUGUCACUGCAGUAUGUCAGUUCAGAGAGAAUAAUGUCACUGCAGUAUGUCAGUUCAGAGAGAAUAAUGUUACUGCAGUAUGUCAGUUCAGAGAGAAUAAUGUUACUGCAGUAUGUCAGCUCAGAGAGAAUAAUGUCACUGCAGUAUGUCAGUUCAGAGAGAAUAAUGUUACUGCAGUAUGUCAGUUCAGAGAGAAUAAUGUCACUGCAGUAUGUCAGCACAGAGAGAAUAAUGUCACUGCAGUAUGUCAGUACAGAGAGAAUAAUGUCACUGCAGUAUGUCAGUUCAGAGAGAAUAAUGUUACUGCAGUAUGUCAGUUCAGAGAGAAUAAUGUCACUGCAGUAUGUCAGUUCAGAGAGAAUAAUGUCACUGCAGUAUGUCAGUUCAGAGAGAAUAAUGUUACUGCAGUAUGUCAGUACAGAGAGAAUAAUGUUACUGCAGUAUGUCAGUUCAGAGAGAAUAAUGUCACUGCAGUAUGUCAGAGGUCUUUGCUAUAAUAAUAAAUGUGUCUAGUCAUGUAUAACUGUGGCAAUACUCCACAUUACUGUAAAUUCCUCUUCCUGCUCUUGGGGGCACAAUCAAAGUGAAAAAGCAACAUUGUUCCUCAUUGGUGGUGACCCCUAGGUUCUCUUCCAAUUGGCCCUGGCCCUGGGUGCUUCUCCAAUUGGUUAAAGGUGACCCUAGGUCCUUCUCCCAUUGGUGGCCCUAUAUGUCCUUGUUAGAGUAUUACUGUGGGUGAUAACAGGCAGUCUCUUCCCGAUGUGUGAAGCGUGGAGGUCAGGGAGAGGAGAAAAUGACUGCAGGGUACUGUGCCCUCCUGUCGUUCCUGUGGCAGUGCUAGGUGAGAGGAGGGCCAGCGCAGAUCAGUAGAGACAUUAAUCUAAUUCACUGUGUAGGAGGCCGAGACAUGCUGCUGUUUGAAAAUAGACUAACAACAAAGAUGUCUGCAUUGGAAAUGUGUCAACCUCUAUAGGGAUAACAGCUAACCUCUAUAGGGAUAACAGCUAACCUCUAUAGGGAUCACAGCUAACCUCUAUAGGAUCACAGCUAACCUCUAUAGGGAUCACAGCUAACCUCUAUAGGGAUCACAGCUAACCUCUAUAGGGAUCACAGCUAACCUCUAUAGGGAUCACAGCUAACCUCUAUAGGGAUAACAGCUAACCUCUAUAGGGAUCACAGCUAACCUCUAUAGGGAUCACAGCUAACCUCUAUAGGGAUCACAUCUAACCUCUAUAGGGAUCACAGCUAACCUCUAUAGGGAUCACAUCUAACCUCUAUAGGGAUCACAGCUAACCUCUAUAGGGAUCACAGCUAACCUCUAUAGGGAUCACAGCUAACCUCUAUAUGGAUCACAGCUAACCUCUAUAGGGAUAACAGCUAACCUCUAUAGGGAUCACAUCUAACCUCUAUAGGGAUCACAGCUAACCUCUAUAGGGAUCACAUCUAACCUCUAUAGGGAUAACAGCUAACCUCUAUAGGGAUCACAGCUAACCUCUAUAGGGAUAACAGCUAACCUCUAUAGGGAUCACAGCUAACCUCUAUAGGGAUCACAGCUAACCUCUAUAGGGAUCACAGCUAACCUCUAUAGGGAUCACAUCUAACCUCUAUAGGGAUCACAGCUAACCUCUAUAGGGAUCACAUCUAACCUCUAUAGGGAUCACAUCUAACCUCUAUAGGGAUCACAGCUAACCUCUAUAGGGAUAACAGCUAACCUCUAUAGGGAUAACAGCUAACCUCUAUAGGGAUAACAGCUAACCUCUAUAGGGAUCACAUCUAACCUCUAUAGGGAUCACAGCUAACCUCUAUAGGGAUAACAGCUAACCUCUAUAGGGAUAACAGCUAACCUCUAUAGGGAUCACAGCUAACCUCUAUAGGGAUCACAGCUAACCUCUAUAGGGAUCACAUCUAACCUCUAUAGGGAUCACAGCUAACCUCUAUAGGGAUCACAGCUAACCUCUAUAGGGAUCACAUCUAACCUCUAUAGGGAUCACAUCUAACCUCUAUAGGGAUCACAGCUAACCUCUAUAGGGACCACAGCUAACCUCUAUAGGGAUCACAUCUAACCUCUAUAGGGAUCACAGCUAACCUCUAUAGGGAUCACAUCUAACCUCUAUAGGGAUCACAUCUAACCUCUAUAGGGAUCACAUCUAACCUCUAUAGGGAUCACAGCUAACCUCUAUAGGGAUAACAGCUAACCUAUAUAGGGAUAACAGCUAACCUCUAUAGGGAUAACAGCUAACCUCUAUAGGGAUCACAUCUAACCUCUAUAGGGAUCACAGCUAACCUCUAUAGGGAUAACAGCUAACCUCUAUAGGGAUAACAGCUAACCUCUAUAGGGAUCACAGCUAACCUCUAUAGGGAUCACAGCUAACCUCUAUAGGGAUCACAUCUAACCUCUAUAGGGAUCACAGCUAACCUCUAUAGGGAUCACAGCUAACCUCUAUAGGGAUCACAGCUAACCUCUAUAGGGAUCACAGCUAACCUCUAUAGGGAUCACAGCUAACCUCUAUAGGGAUCACAGCUAACCUCUAUAGGGAUCACAGCUAACCUCUAUAGGGAUCACAGCUAACCUCUAUAGGGAUCACAGCUAACCUCUAUAGGGAUCACAGCUAACCUCUAUAGGGAUCACAGCUAACCUCUAUAGGGAUCACAUCUAACCUCUAUAGGGAUCACAGCUAACCUCUAUAGGGAUCACAGCUAACCUCUAUAGGGAUAACAGCUAACCUCUAUAGGGAUCACAUCUAACCUCUAUAGGGAUCACAGCUAACCUCUAUAGGGAUCACAGCUAACCUCUAUAGGGAUCACAGCUAACCUCUAUAGGGAUAACAGCUAACCUCUAUAGGGAUCACAUCUAACCUCUAUAGGGAUCACAGCUAACCUCUAUAGGGAUCACAGCUAACCUCUAUAGGGAUCACAUCUAACCUCUAUAGGGAUCACAGCUAACCUCUAUAGGGAUCACAGCUAACCUCUAUAGGGAUCACAGCUAACCUCUAUAGGGAUCACAGCAACCUCUAUAGGGAUCACAGCUAACCUCUAUAGGGAUCACAUCUAACCUCUAUAGGGAUCACAUCUAACCUCUAUAGGGAUCACAGUUAACCCUCAGCACAGGGUAGAGGAG